AGCCGUAGCCUGCUGCAGGCGCGCUCGCUGAUUGCGGCAGUGGCAAGCCUCUCUCUGCUAAAUAAUAACUUUUUUUUAAAUUCCCGCAUGCCGUUUUGUUUUCUUUUAUACAUUUCAAGUGCAGUCAAAUCAUAGUCUUAACCGACAUGGUCUAUCGUCGAUCCAGUAGGUUAACCUAGCUAAAGGGGUGGAUGGUUAUUCAGAGAUUAUACGCUCCUCAUCAUCAAACGGUGGGUACUCCGCUCCGGCGUCAUGCACAGCAACACAGCCAGGGAUGCAGCGUUAUAUCAAUGCAUAUAGAAUUAAGCCUACUUGUUAAACCCCCCCGGACCAAACCCACCCUCCCCCCAAUGAGAAUAUCGUCGUGAUGGCUGAUGAAGAUGGACAACAACAACCUGGUCAGCUGAAGCCCAACUCGGUAUUGGGCUCUCUUCCAACGCUAGUACCAGGACUCCAGGGGCCUGAGGCCAAUGCGUUGCAGUACAAAAUUAAGAAUUCAAUUUGCAAAUCUGUCCAGUCAAAAGUGGACAACAUAUUGCAAGAUGUUGAGAAGUUUACAGACAUCGAAAAACUCUACCUCUACUUGAAGUUGCCUUCUGGUCCCAGCAAUGGCAAUGAUAAAAGGAAUGAGAACCAGAGAGCCACCACUCCUGGACUAUGUGACCAGAGUGGCAUGUCGUCCAGUCGGACACAACAGAUGUACGCUUUCAACUGGAUCCGGAAUCACCUAGAGGAGCACCCUGAGACAUCACUGCCAAAGCAAGAGGUGUACGACGAGUACAAGAGCUACUGUGACAGUCUUGCCUACCACCCAUUGAGUGCUGCAGACUUUGGAAAGAUCAUGAAGCAUGUGUUUCCCAACAUGAAGGCUCGCCGCCUGGGCAUGAGGGGCAAAUCUAAAUACUGUUAUAGUGGACUGAGGAAGAAAGCGUUUGUUCACAUGCCUUCUCUGCCCAACUUGGACUUACAAAAAUCAGGCGACGGGUGUGAGCCAAUGGAACCGUCAUCGGGCCAGUCUCCCAGUGCGGAGGAUGAGAUGCGCUCAGCGGCCUGUGGCCUGGUGUGUGAGUGGGCUCAGAAGGUCCUCAGUAGACAGUUUGAUGCCGUGGAGGACCUGGCUCGCUUCCUGCUCAACAGUCAUUACAUAGGAACCAAGUCUAUGGCUGCCAUCACCGUCAUGACUGGGACUCCCACAGGUCUGAAGACGCCCACGCCAACCUCUGCGUUCAUGCCCACGUCCGAGGCCUCGUCCUUCCAGCCGCAGGUGAAGACGCUGGCCUCUCCCUCGGUGGACGCCAAGCAGCAGCUCCAGAGGAAGAUCCAGAAGAAACAGCAGGAGCAGAAGCUCCAGUCCCCCCUGCCUGGAGAGGCCCAGGGACAGAACCAGGCCAGGAGGACCGAGGCCAGUACCCCAGGGCCAGCUAUCCCCUGUGGAAGUCCAGCUCUGCUCUCACCACAACCUACCAUUGGUAUUGUGGUGGCAGCCGUCCCCAGCCCCAUCACGGUCCAGAGGAGCAGGCAGCUGAUGACUUCCCCUAGCCCGGUGGGGUCCGCCGAGGGGAAGGUCAUGCCAACGGUCAACUUCCAGGUGGUCACCCACACCCAGUCUCUGACCCACAGACAGUCCCCUAAAACGCCCCAGAACAUCUCAGCCAGCCCCGUGGGAGACCGCCUGGCUAGGCACAGGUACCCCCAGAUCCUCCCCAAGCCCUCUGCCACGGGGGCCAUCACCCUGCGUUCGCCCCCCACCCUGCUCAUCACCAACAGCCCCAUGAAGACCCACCACGUGAUCCAGCCCCAGUUCAGCUCCCACGUCAACGUGGUCAAGAUGACCGCCGUCUCCUUGACCCCGAGCAACACUAUCAGUACCAGCAGUAACAGUAUGGUCCUCAGGCCGGCUUCAGCCUCGGCCGGGGUGGGAACCACCAACACCACCACCACCUUUACCACCAUCGCUGCCCUAGAGGAGGUCCAGCAACAGGGACAGAGCCAGGGAGGCCCCCCAGCCACCCCACAGUGCCCUGCAGUACGGCCUGACGCCCCAGCCUCCACCCCUACUCCCACAGUGGCUCCCGAGGCCAUCAUCACUGACAAUAAUCCGGGCUCUAACUCUGAUAAACGGAGUACCAUACAGAAGUCCCCCGGUGGGUCCAAGGGUCCAGAGAGGGCCACUAAGUACCGUGCGUCCAGCGAACCCUCGCUCCUGGUCAUAUGCUCACCGGGACCUGACAGAGUGACCGACAGGACCAAAAGCUACCCCUCCUCUAGCUCCCCUCCCACCUCUGCCACCAAUGCAGCGACUAUUAGGGUAGAGACCAAGCAGGACAGCAAUAACAACAGCAGCAUUGCCACCACCUGUCACCAAGAAAGUACUUUUUAUCUGACUGUUGUGCCCUCGGCCAAUCAGAACGCUCCUAACGUCAGCGGAAAGUCCUCCUCGUCCAAUGGCUUAUCGGCUGUUACCCUAUUGUCUGCUAAAGACUCCUCCUCCUGUGCGUCAGGAUCUAAGAGUCCCCGGAAGCGAACCGGCCCUGGUCUGGAUUCCACCCACGUGAUCCCUGUGAAGCGUGUCUUCAUUUCCCAGCAACCUUUAGGUGUGACCUUUGACCCCAAACCAGGGGUUCCCGCCGCCGUCAAGAGGGUCCCAGCCAGACAAGGCACCCCCGCCCGACCAGAGAGCGCCCCCUGUCGAGUGACGGUGAAACAACACCUAGUGCCCACGCAGAUCCUGGCGCUGUCUGACUCGCCCGUCACAAACGCAGAGAUCUCCUCUCAGACUGGCAGUGUGAAGCCCAGGUCCUCCUCGUUGCUGCUAGUGAAACAGGAAGACCAGUCCUCUCUAACUCUAUGUCUCAGCACUGUCAGCAGUCACACCAGCACCACUGAAGCCUCUGGUACAACCACCACCACAGUGUCUGAGCAGCAGCAACAACAACAACAACAGCAGCAACAACAACAACAACAACAACAACAGCAGCAACAACAACAACAACAGCAGCAGCAACAACAACAACAACAGCAACAACAACAACAGCAACAACAACAGCAGCAACAACAACAACAGCAGCAACAACAACAACAACAGCAGCAACAACAACAACAACAACAACAACAGCAGCAACAACAACAACAACAACAGCAGCAACAACAACAACAACAACAACAACAGCAGCAACAACAACAACAACAGCAGCAACAACAACAACAACAACAGCAGCAACAACAACAACAACAACAACAACAGCAGCAGCAACAGGCCUUACUACAGCAGAUCACAGCAGGGACCGUAGGGGCACAACAACACUCUGAGGCCUCUGUGAUGGCGGUAGGAGCACAGCAACACUCUGAGGCCUCUGUCUCUGUGAUGGCGGUAGGGGCACAGCAACACUCUGAGGCCUCUGUCUCUGUGAUGGCGGUAGGAGCACAGCAACACUCUGAGGCCUCUGUCUCUGUGAUGGCGGUAGGAGCACAGCAACACUCUGAGGCCUCUGUCUCUGCGAUGGCGGUAGGGGCACAGCAACACUCUGAGGCCUCUGUCUCUGUGAUGGCGGUAGGAGCACAGCAACACUCUGAGGCCUCUGUCUCUGUGAUGGCGGUAGGAGCACAGCAACACUCUGAGGCCUCUGUGAUGGCGGUAGGGGCACAGCAACACUCUGUCUCUGCGAUGGCGGUAGGAGCACAGCAACACUCUGAGGCCUCUGUCUCUGCGAUGGCGGUAGGGGCACAGCAACACUCUGUCUCUGCGAUGGCGGUAGGAGCACAGCAACACUCUGAGGCCUCUGUCUCUGUGAUGGCGGUAGGGGCACAGCAACACUCUGAGGCCUCUGUCUCUGUGAUGGCGGUAGGAGCACAGCAACACUCUGAGGCCUCUGUCUCUGUGAUGGCGGUAGGGGCACAGCAACACUCUGAGGCCUCUGUCUCUGCGAUGGCGGUAGGAGCACAGCAACACUCUGAGGCCUCUGUCUCUGUGAUGGCGGUAGGGGCACAGCAACACUCUGAGGCCUCUGUCUCUGCGAUGGCGGUAGGAGCACAGCAACACUCUGAGGCCUCUGUCUCUGCGAUGGCGGUAGGGGCACAGCAACACUCUGAGGCCUCUGUCUCUGCGAUGGCGGUAGGGGCACAGCAACACUCUGUCUCUGCGAUGGCGGUAGGAGCACAGCAACACUCUGAGGCCUCUGUCUCUGCGAUGGGGAACAUGAAUAGCACAAUGUUGGAAGAGUCAGCCUUAGGACAUCUGGAAGAGCUGCAAAAACAGGCCUUCACUCAGACGAUAGCAGCAGACCACACCAAGCAGCAGACCCUGGAUUCUACCGACCAACACCAACUCUCCAACAUCAUGUCCCAGACCUCAGACUCAUCUGAUCAGUUAUCUGGCCUUCACCAGGAGAUGGUGGACUUUACCUCCUCAUCCUCUCAGCACGGCUCCACCAUGGACUACUUCUCAUUUAACGAUGAUGAUAUGACCCAGGACAGCAUAGUAGAGGAACUGGUACUGAUGGAAGAACAGAUGAAGCUGAAGGGCCUCCAGCCGUUGUUCAGUAGCUGUGUGGAUAAUAUGUCUCUCCAGGGCCUGCCUGGGGGCCCUCAGGGGCCCAUCCUCAACACCCACCACCAGGGGGGUAGCUCCUCUUUCUACCAGUCUGCCCAUAGCAGCACAACCCCCAUCCAGACCCCCACCCCAACCCCCACCCUGACUCCAACUCCUACCCCCACGGAGAUGACUCUCGGCGGGUACGGGCUGACCAGAGAGAGCCCCUGCUGCCAUCACAGCAUGGCCCCUAUCACGCCCGUGGAGGGGCCUCUAGGAGGCCGACACACCCCUAUAAGCGCUCUGUCUAACUGUUCUAGCGGCAUCCCGCCCAGCCCGGUGGAGUGCAGGAACCCAUUUGCCUUCACCCCUAUCAACUCCAGCAUGACAGGGGGUCACCACGAUGCCUCCGUGAUGUCUGUGUCCUCCAGUCCCAUCAAGCCCAUGCAGAGACCCAUGGCCACGCACCCAGACAAGGCUAAACUGGAGUGGAUCAACAACCGCUACAACAGUAGUGGUACUGAAGCUACUGGAGAAGAUGGUGCAGGACCAGGGUCUGGGUUAAUCAUCUCGAACCACAGCCUUGGUGGACUCCUGCCUAGUUACCACGUUCUAGUGGACGAUCACUUCCGUAAGCCGCACGCCUUCGCUGUCCCGGGCCACAGCGGCCAGUCUUUCCAGGCCCAGUCCAGACAGCAGGACGGCAGCCAUUUUGAACAUCUCACACUCAUCUCUCCGGUGCGACAGCAGUUGACCGGCGUAUCGACCACACCAACCAACACGGCAACCAAACAGGAUGAGAGCUUCGCUGUGCCCGCCCCUCUGGACAGCAAGGGUGGAGCCUUGUCGUCAGGGGGCGGGACGUUCCGUUGUCGCAGCGUCAGUCCCGCCGUGCGUCAGAUGACCUUCAGCGGUACCGACACAACCAUUGGUACCGUCACAACCCCCGGCACCGGCACUACCACUCGAUUGGUUGUCUCGCAGUUUAGUUCCCCCAUGACCUCACAGGAAAUACUCAGCAUCCUGUCCGACAGCCAAUCGGUGGGCGGCAACCUCCACAGCAUGGCCCAGCGCAGCCAAUCGGUGCCCUUAAACAUCAUGAUGCAGAGCGUUGUGGAGAUGCAGGGCAUCCAGGGACAGAACCAGAGUAAUGCCACUAAGAUCACCAACGUUCUCCUGAGUAAGAUGGACUCUGACGUGAACGACGCUGUGAGGGGCCUGGGCAUCAACAACCUCUCUUCCAACUAUACCGCCCGCAUGAACCUCACCCAGAUGCUGGAGACCCAGUCUCAGAGUCAGACUUCCCCUGGUGGCUUCACCGCUGGAGGAGAUGGAGGAGGGAACGCCCAUCAGUCUCAGCUGCAGACUGUCAGCUCCAGCCCUGCCUCUUUCGAGCUCCAGCAGCACGGGGGCUACCUCGCCAGUACCGGAGGAGGCGGGGGGGAGAUGAGCUUCAACCAAGCACAAUCAGGCCCUGGCGGUGAGGAUGUGGACCUGGAGCUACAGCAGAUCCAGGAGCUUCAGGAGCUCCAGAGUCCCCACUCCCAGCUCCAGAGUCCUCAGGCCCUGCUCCAGAUUCCCCACCCCCAGCUCCAGAGUCCCCACCCCCAGCUCCAGAGUCAACAGCUCCAGAGUCCCCACUCCCAGCUCCAGAGUCCCCACUCCCAGCUCCAGAGUCCCCACUCCCAGCUCCAGAGUCCUCAGGCCCUGCUCCAGAUUCCCCACCCCCAUCUCCAGAGUCCCCACCCCCAUCUCCAGAGUCCCCACUCCCAGCUCCAGAGUCCCCACUCCCAGCUCCAGAGUCCUCAGGCCCUGCUCCAGAUUCCCCAGGCCCAGGCCGGGUUCCAACUCCUCCAGACCAUCACCACCCAGCAGCAGCAACAACAACAGGAUGAAGAAGACAAGGCACAACAACAGCUAGACUUCAACAACACUGUUAAAGACCUGUUAGGCGACGACGGUCUCAACGUCCACGCUGAAGGCCUCAACCCUAGUUCUCAGCUGGUUGGUCAGGUGGCCUCGGAACUCAACGCCGCUGUGGCGUCCGACUUCACCAACGACAUCAGGCUGACCUCCGACCUCUCCAGUAGCAUCACAGACCUGAACACGUUGGACGCCGACCUGCUGUUCGAUCCGUCCAAUCAGCAGCAAGAACAGUACGAAGACGCCACACUGGAAGAGCUGAAGAACGAUCCUCUGUUUCAGCAGAUAUGUAGUGAUACUGUGAACUCCUCGUUCGACUGGCUAGAGAGCCAAGACCAGCCUACUACCGUAGAGAUGUUGGGCUAAUGUUAUUAUUUUGUGUGAACGAAUGGAAGCUUUUUCCCUUAUGUAGUUUACUAUGGGUCUUUGUCUAUUGGCCCUAGUCAGAAGCAGUGUACAAUAUAGGGACUAGGGUAUCAUUUCAGAUACAGACUGGCUUAAAUAAAAUACAUAUAUUUAUGUUUUAUUUUUAUUUUAUUGUUUUGUCAGGAGAGAAAAAAACUUCUGGACUCUCGGCCGUUAGUCCAGUGAAAAGUGCCAGCCUGGAAAUCUCCCCUAAUUUUUCUUGUUUUUAUAUCACUUUUAUUGUCAAGAUAUCUGAAUCACAAUACAUUACCACUCAAUUUCAUCUUCCUAUGAAAUCAUCAAAGAGUACAUUUCAAGUGAGUGAAGAUAUGGUCUGUGAGACGUGGUCAGUGAGACGUGGUCUGUGAGACGUUGUCUCUGAGACGUGGUCUGUGAGACGUGGCCAGUGAAACGUGGUCAGUGAGACGUGGCCAGUGAGACGUGGUCAGUGAGACGUGGUCUGUGAGACGUGGCCAGUGAGACGUGGCCAGUGAGACGUGGCCAGUGAGACAUGGACUGUAAGACGUGGCCAGUGAGACGUGGACAGUGAGACGUGGCCAGUGAGACGUGGUCAAUGAGACGUGGCCAGUGAGACGUGGUCAGUGAGACGUGGUCUGUGAGACGUGGCCAGUGAAACGUGGUCAGUGAGACGUGGCCAGUGAGACGUGGUCAGUGAGACGUGGUCUGUGAGACGUGGCCAGUGAGACGUGGCCAGUGAGACGUGGCCAGUGAGACGUGGCCAGUGAGACGUGGUCAGUGAGACGUGGUCAGUGAGACGUGGUCAGUGAGACGUGGACUGUGAGACGUGGUCUGUGAGACGUGGCCAGUGAGACGUGGACUGUGAGACGUUGUCUGUGAGACGUGGACUCUGAGACGUUGUCUGUGAGACGUGAUCAGUGAGACGUGGCCAGUGAGACGUUGUCUGUGAGACGUGGUCUAUGAGACGUGGUCUGUGAGACGUGGACUGUGAGACGUGGUCAGUGAGACGUGGUCAGUGAGACGUGGACUGUGAGACGUUGUCUGUGAGACGUGGACUCUGAGACGUUGUCUGUGAGACGUGGUCUAUGAGACGUGGCCAGUGAGACGUGGUCUGUGAGACAUGGACUGUGAGACAUGGACUGUGAGACGUAGCCUGUGAGACGUGGUCAGUGAGACGUGGCCAGUGAGACGUGGUCAGUGUGACGUGGCCAGUGAGACGUGGUCAGUGAGACGUGGACUGUGAGACGUGGACUGUAAGACGUGGUCAGUGAGACGUGGCCAGUGAGACGUGGUCAGUGAGACGUGGCCAGUGAGACGUGGCCAGUGUGACGUAGCCAGUGAGACGUGGUCUGUGAGACGUGGUCUGUGAGACGUGGUCAGUGAGACGUGGCCUCUGAGACGUGGCCAGUGAGACGUGGUCUGUGUCUGACAUGCCACCCUAGGGCUCUGAUCAAGAGUCCUGCACUACAUGGAGUAGGGGUCCUUGUUAUAAGGGGUAGAUUGCCCAAGGUACAGUAUACUGAACACCACACAGUAAAACCAUAUCUUCCUAUGUUGUGUGUACUCAUUCAAUAAUGCAAUAGUUUUAUUCAGAAAUCAUCUAACGAAUAGGACAUCUGGCGCAAAAUCACACAAUCACAAGAUCACACAAUCACACAAUCGCACAUAUUUGCUGUAGGAUGUAGUAUCCUGUUUUAGUGUGUUUCAAAUGGUGAAUCCAAACAGAAAAAUACAACAUUAGAAGACAACUUAAUAACAUGCACAUGACAUUUUAGCAGUAAAUUUGCCUACCAUGUACGAAUACUAAACGGGUAGCAUCGAGAAGCUACCAGGUGCUGAAUUUAAGCCUCUCCAUCAUGCAUCAUAUUGAUACCAAAUCAAUGGCAUACUGGUUCAUAUCUGAACAGUUUAAAUGUCAAAGUCUAUAAAUACUACUUGUACUGUUCAAUUAGGAAGAGAUGAGAGGGAUUUUUGAAGAUGAGGAAGAUGAGCUGGAUUCGCUAGUACUGGUAGUCUUAUCUGGUGAAGAACCAAUGUGACACUCCUGGGAAGGGAAGCAACAACAAACAUGGCUGCCUUAUUUUCCAAUCUCCAAGGCCUUACGCCAUCUCUACAGACAGACUGUGUAUAAUACUAUUCAGUAGUGCAUAGAAUCUAGAACCGAUUCUAGAACCGAUUCUAUAGUUCUAGAACCAUCCAGAGCUGCACCAUUCAUAUCAAGGCAGCUGAUUAAACUGUGCUAAUGUUUUUAAUACUUUUUCUUAUGAUUCUCUUGUUAUUUGCAGUGUCACUUGAGGCAUCCAUAGUGUAUAAAAACAAAGCACAUGCUGUGUGCCCUUACUUAUUAUCAGGUGUAGAUGGAGAAUAAUGUUGGGCAGGCGGUCACACGUUUUAGUGGACAGAGUGUUACUCCCAGGGUUGAACAAAAUAUAUUACAGCUGUGUCCUAAAUGGAACCCUAUUCCCUAUUUAUAGUGCACUACUUUAGACCAGGGCCCUAUAGAACCCUAUUCCCUAUUAUAGUGCACUACUUUAGACCAGUGCCCUAUAGAACCCUAUUCCCUAAUAGUGCACUACUUUAGACCAGAGCCCAUAGAGCUCUGUAUAGGGAACAGGGUACCAUCUGAGAUGUAUCCAAUAUAAAUGGUAUGGUGAUGGUUAAAUAGUCCCAGCUCCAGAGUCCCCAGCUCCAAUGUCCCCAGCUCCAAUGUCCCCAGCUCCAGAGUCCAUAUAAAUGGUAUGGUGAUGAUUAAAUAUGUAAUUGAAGGCAACACAGAGGCUGCAUAGAUACCGUAGCUGUAAGAUUUGGUUUCUGGAUUUUGAUGAUGUCAACUUGAGAUCUAGUUACGAGUCGUGUUUGGUUAUUGUCUUUCCGGAGAUCCAGCCUUAUUUCCAUACCAAAGAAGAGCUGUUGUUUAAAUGAACGUACUUUUACGUUAGAAGAAGUUAUAUAAGGUUUGUAUAAGAGGUUGUUAUACAUGGGAUUUAAAAUCAUCCAUUCACUAUUAGUGACUAUGUUAUCAGUGAAGAGAAAACAAAUAUAACUGGGGUCUACGUCCCAAUUGGCACUCCAUUCCCUUUAUAGUGGAGGGGUUUCCAUAGGGCUCUGAUCAAAGCAGUGCACUGUAUAGCCCAGUGUGACCCAACUACGGUCCUCCAGCACUCCCAACAUCAACACAUUGUUAUUUUAGCCCAGGACAAAAAAAACACCUGAUUCAACUCGUCAAGUGGCUUGAUGAUUAGUUUAGCUUGUCCUGGGGGCCACAAUAAAAAAUAUGUACUGGCGGGGAUACUGGAGGAUCGAGUUGGGAACCACUUGGGACGCAUGUGUAUAAAAGACGAAAAGCUGUAAAAAUCUAUGUAAAGUAUGUAAAUGGCUGAGGUCCUUGUUGUUGCUUAGGCAACACUGGGCCAAAGAGCAUGUUGUUGAAACAAUCAGCCAGUUACAGUGCCUUCGGAAUGUAUUCAGACCCCUUGACUUUUUCCACAUUUUGUUAUUCUAAAAAAAUAUUAUUUUUUUUAACACAUCCACAGCAAUCUACACACAAUACUCCAUAAUGACAUCACAAUACCCCAUAAGGGCAUCACAAUACCCCAUAAUGACAUCACAAUACUCCAUAAUGGCAAAGCAAAAACAGGUAAAAAAAAAAAAUUUGCAAGUAUUUACAUAAGUAUUCAGACCCUCGAAGUUGCUCAACAACCGGGAGACUAUUCAGGACCGAGGGAAAGAUGAACGGAGAAUAGAGUAUAGAGAGAUCAUUGGUGAAAACCUUCUCCAGAGCGCUCAAGACCUCAGACUGGGGAAAGGUUCACCUUCCAACACAACGCAGGAGUGGCUUCGGGACAAGUCUCUGAAUGUCCUUGAGUGACCCAGCCAGAGCCCGGACUUGAACCCGAUCGAACAUCUCUGGAGAGACCUGAAAAUAGCUGUGCAGCAACGCUCCCCAUCCAACCUGACAGAGCUUGAGAGAAUCUGCAGAGAACAAUGGGAAAAACUUCGCAAAUACAGGUGUGCCAAGCUUGUAGCGUCAUACCCAAGAAGACUCAAGGCUGUAACCGCUGCCAAAGGAGCUUCAACAAAGUACUGAGUAAAGGGUCUGAAUACUUACGUAAAUGUGAUAUUUCAGUUUUUUUUAUUUUGUAUAAAUUAGCAAACAUUUCAAAAAAAAAUAACAGUUUUUGCUUUGUCAUUAUGAGAUAUUGUGUGUAGAUUGACGAGGGGGGGGGGGGGGACGACGACAAUUAAAUAGAUUUUUGAAUAAAGCUGUAACGUAAAACAAAAUGUGAAAAAAGUCAAGGGGUCUGAAUACUUUCCCGAAUGCAAUUUAUAACAGUAGGAUGAUUUGCUUGAAUUUUGGCUAUUGUUGUAAAAGUCAUAAUAAAACUAAAGCUUCGUUAAUUUUGUAAAUAGGAUAGAUACAUAGAAAUGUGUUGUAUCACGAUGAAAAAGGCACUUUUAUGUUCAUCGUUCUAGUUAAUAAAAUCUAUGUUCCAUUUGAGAGAGAGAAAAAAUAGAAAGUUUAAACAGAUCUAUAAUAGUGAAGAUAAUGGGGAAGAUAUUGUGUGUUGGAAUUUCUGGCUCAUCGAUGUAUUUGUAAAAGUAACGCUGUCCGUUUGGUCUCUGGUUUGCUGCUGUGUUUUGACUUUUCUUAUCAAAAAGAUAAUUAUAAUAAUAGGUCUCUGAUGUGUGCUUUGAAAGAGAACAAUCGCAUGGUUUUAUUGACAAGAACAAAACAGAUGAGUAGUGGUAUGAGAUAUUAGCCGGUUGCAUACAUUUCUGUGACGUCAUCGAUUCUAUAGGCGUUGUGCUCAGAACCUUUUAAGGGGAAACACUGGAAAGACGUGUCUAUGAGGAAAGACGUGUCUAUGAGGAAAGACGUAUCAAUGAGGAAAGACGUAUCAAUGAGGAAAGACGUAUCAAUGAGGAAAGACGUGUCAAUGAGGAAAGACGUAUCAAUGAGGAAAGACGUGUCAAUGAGGAAAGACGUGUCAAUGAGGAAAGACGUAUCAAUGAGGAAAGACGUAUCAAUGAGGAAAGACGUGUCUAUGAGGAAAGACGUAUCAAUGAGGAAAGACGUAUCAAUGAGGAAAGACGUAUCAAUGAGGAAAGACGUGUCUAUGAGGAAAGACGUAUCAAUGAGGAAAGACGUAUCAAUGAGGAAAGACGUAUCAAUGAGGAAAGACGUGUCUAUGAGGAAAGACGUAUCAAUGAGGAAAGACGUAUCAAUGAGGAAAGACGUAUCAAUGAGGAAAGACGUAUCAAUGAGGAAAUACGUAUCAAUGAGGAAAGACGUGUCAAUGAGGAAAGACGUGUCAAUGAAGAAAGACGUCCCUGUUUUCAACAGACAAACUUUGUAGGUUCCUUUUUAUUUCACUACAUGUUUAUGAUAUGAAACAUAGCUUCGUCACAUAAACCUCAUAAUGGACAAAUGUUACGAUGGAAGGACGAACGAAGGCCCGUAGUAGCAACAAUAACAAAAAAUACACAAAAUAUUUUUUAUGAUCUUUAAGGUAAGAAAGAAAGUAAACAUUUUAAGAAUUGUCAUGUAGAAAAUGACUCCACUAUAAUUGUCUUGUAGCAAAUAUGUGCAUUAAUAAUAAUCUCAGUGAGAUUUAAUCAUUCUCAUCCACGAGAAUAUAAUCUAAGUUUUGAGGAAAAAUGUCAUGUUUAAAAAAACUUUUAAAAACCGACGUGCUUCAUUAUGUUGAUGAAUGACUGUAAUACAUGUGUUGAUAAUUUCUAUUUUACUACUUUCUAUUCUUAAGUGCUUACCAAAAUGGCACCCUAUUCCCUAUAUAGUGCACUACUUUAGACCAGGGCCCUGUAGAACCCUAUUCCCUAUAUAGUGCACUACUUUAGACCAGAGCCCUAUAGAACCCUAUUCCCUAUAUGGUGCACUACUUUUGACCAGAGCCCUAUAUAGUGCACUACUUUAGACCAGAGCCCUAUAGAACCCAAUUCCCUAUAUAGUGCACUACUUUAGACCAGAGCCCUAUAGAACCCUAUUCCCUAUAUGGUGCACUACUUUUGACCAGAGCCCUAUAUAGUGCACUACUUUAGACCUGAGCCCUGUAGAACCCUAUUCCCUAUAUAGUGCACUACUUUAGACCAGAACCCUAUAGAACCCUAUUCCCUAUAUAAUGCACUACUUUUGACCAGAGCCCUAUAGAACCCUAUUCCCUAUAUGGCGCACUACUUUUGACCUUGUCCGGACAGUAGUAGUGCACUAUAUAGGGAAUAGGGUUCCAUUUCAGAUGCACAUUCAGUAAGGUAACCACUGUCUGUUAUGGUAAGGGCAGCUUCUGUGUACCUGACUGGCAGUGCUAUUGUAGUUAACUUAAUUACAGUAAGUUGGGCAGGUUCUGUGUACCUGACUGGCAAUGCUACUGUAGUUCACUUAAUUACAGUAAGUUACAUUACUUUACAUUGUGGGCUGUUUACUUAAUAUAAGGUAAGAUAAUUCUCUGUUUCGUUAAUGACUGACUGUUAUUUUUUUUGCAUACUUUUUAAAAAUGUUGCAUUUGUAAAGAAAAAAGCUGUUAACAAAAAGGUAUUGAUUUUGUGGCAUUAUAUUAUAAGGCACUGAUAUUUGAAUUUAAUCUUUGAAUGAAGGAAAAUUAUCCUCCAUCUUUAGACGAGUUCCAACUAUAGAAUUAGAAUGAAUUGUUCUGAUUCUAAGGUUCCAUCUAGCAGUGACUCGUGAGUUCCGACUGACCCUGAGCCAGAACCAAACUCAGUUUGACUCUUAUCUAUCCUGUUCAUUCCUACCAGUAGAAGAAGCUCCCCUCUCUCUCUCUCUGUUGUCGUGUGGUGUACUGCGUCGUAUGUACAAGUAGCUUGUUAAUAUGGCAAAACAAAAGCGUUCAUGUUUCUUUUUCAAUGGAAAGUGCUCACUGGUGAGAUUUUUAAAGUGGUUUUGUAAAGCCAAUAAACUUUUUUUAUAGAAUCUU
This is a messenger RNA of Salvelinus fontinalis (brook trout), 13785 nucleotides long. RefSeq names its product DNA-binding protein RFX7-like. Bases 368 to 6817 code for a protein of 2149 amino acids. NCBI's taxonomy places the organism in Eukaryota, Metazoa, Chordata, Actinopteri, Salmoniformes, Salmonidae. The record is from RefSeq and is a predicted model, not a curated record. The transcript has 12 exons. Gene Ontology annotation, molecular function: RNA polymerase II cis-regulatory region sequence-specific DNA binding; DNA-binding transcription factor activity, RNA polymerase II-specific. Gene Ontology annotation, biological process: regulation of transcription by RNA polymerase II.